Linum tenue is the source of this 1797-nucleotide messenger RNA. The record is from the annotation of a GenBank genome assembly. NCBI's taxonomy places the organism in Eukaryota, Viridiplantae, Streptophyta, Magnoliopsida, Malpighiales, Linaceae.
ACAACCAACCUUUGACCUCCAAACCCAGCCAGCCACACUGCCCAGAUAAGGGAAAAAGGAAAAACCCACCUCUUCCUCCUCUCCUCUCCUCUUCCUUUCUCCCUCCUGAUUAAUCCCUCUCUCUCUCUCUCCCACUUCGCUUCUUCUCAACUAAGAAUCCAUAAGCCCAUAACCCUUUACUUAUAUUCCUUUCCUUCUGGGGGUUUCUGUUCUUGAAUCUGGUUUGUUUUCCUGUGCUGGUUUUUCCUGCUCCCCCUAGCUACUACCUUAAUUACUCGAAAAUCACAACCAGCAGCAGCAGCGACACUGUUUGGGUGUGUAGGGGAAGGGAGUUUGUCUCUUUCUUUGGGGGCUGGGGGUCGGUUUUGGGUUUCCGAUCUGAAGAAAGAAAACCGGACAUUGAAGUCUGGGAAGGAGCAGCAGCAGCAGCAGCCGAGAGAAACCAGAAGAAGAGAGAAAGAGGCGGCAAGAUGGUGCGGGGGAAGACGCAGAUGAGGAGGAUAGAGAACGCGACGAGCAGGCAGGUGACCUUCUCCAAGCGCAGGAAUGGGCUGCUGAAGAAGGCGUUCGAGCUGUCUGUGCUUUGCGAUGCCGAGGUUGCCCUCCUCGUCUUCUCACCUCGCGGCAAGCUCUACGAAUUCGCCAGCGCCAGCAUGCAGGGCACAGUGGAACGUUACAGGAAGCAUGUGAAAGACAGUCCAAAACCCAGACCGCCACCCGAGCAAAACAUGCAGCAGUUGAAGGAGGAAGCAGCAAACAUGAUGAAAAAGAUACAGGUUCUUGAAGCCUCCAAAAGGAGGAUGAUGGGAGAAGAUCUAGGAUCAUGCACUAUGGAAGACCUACAGCAGAUUGAGCAACAGUUGGAGAAGAGUGUCGGCGUCGUUCGAGCCAAAAAGAACCAAGUCUUCAGGGAUCAAGUUGAGAAGCUGAAAGAAAAGGAGAGAGUGUUGUUGGCUGAGAAUGAGAAGCUGUGCCAAAAGGUCAGCACUGCUUCACAAUAUGACUCCUAUACUAUUAUGCUGUGGGCCUGUGGCAUGAAUUUGCUAACGUGAUGACUAACCAAACUAAAUGUUUGCCCUAAACUUUGAACAUGGGAUGUUUUGGAAAGUGUUAAUGUUCCCAAAAUGAUUAGAAUUGGGUAUUAUAUAUAAAGAAUGAGUUUUGGUUGUGCAGUGUGGAACGGACUCAUCAAUGCAUGAAGAGCAAGAGCAGCAGCAGCACCAGCAGAAAGAGAAAGAGAAGGAGAAGGAACAGCAGAAUGAAAAUUCAGGGUAUGAUGAAGGCAGUCCAGUUUCAGAUGUGGAGACUGAACUCUUCAUUGGACUUCCAACCAAGCGCUUGCUUCCUAGGAAUUAGUAGCUAGCAUUCCAUUGAUUGGCCUUUGCAAGCUGCAGCUGGGUGUUAUUACUUCAUUUCCACAUUCGGCCCCUCCUGAUCAAGUUAUGUUCAUGUUUCGACGCCUCAACUGUUCUAUCGUAUUCAUUUUCUUCUUAUGCUAUAUAUAUAGAGAGAGAGAGCUGUGACAUUUCAAUAAUGUGGUGAUGAGUGCCAACAUGAACUGUAUUUCAUUGGGUUGGCAUCUCAUCCGAUCCUAGCUUUAUCCCCCCUAGCGAUCCUUUGUAAAACCAUGACAAUACUUUGUUCCCACAAAUCUGAAGUAAUGUGUUGUUGGUGACUAUCCAUAUCUAGAUUUGUACAUGUCCACCACAGUAGUGGGGAAUGGAGGGAAGUCAAAAGUACCUUGAUUUGCAUUUUGGCAAUGAGAAUUAAAAACACAUUAAUUACUUUCCUUUUUUU